Coregonus clupeaformis (lake whitefish) is the source of this 926-nucleotide messenger RNA. RefSeq names its product zinc finger protein 239-like. Gene Ontology annotation, cellular component: nucleus. The record is from RefSeq and is a predicted model, not a curated record. Lineage: Eukaryota; Metazoa; Chordata; Actinopteri; Salmoniformes; Salmonidae. The coding region runs from base 1 to 795 and encodes 264 amino acids. The transcript is spliced from 2 exons.
AUGAAGAAAGAAUACAGUAGCUUCCACGAUGGAUCGGAGCAGGGGAUCAAAUACUUUUUCCCUCACUGUAGCUGUGAUCAGUGUGGGAAGAGCUUUUCUCGAUCAGUACUCCUGAAUAGACACCAGUGCAUACACACAGGAGAGAAACCUUUUAGCUGUGAUCAGUGUGGAAAAAGCUUCAAUCAUUCAAGCCACCUGACUUCACACCAGCUAACACACACAGGAGAGAAACCUUUUAGCUGUGAUCAGUGUGGAAAAAGCUUCAAUCAUUCAAGCCACCUGACUUCACACCAGCUAACACACACUGGAGAGAAACAUUUUAGCUGUGAUCAGUGUGGGAAGAGCUUUGCUCGAUCAGUGACUCUGACUACACACCAGUGCAUACACACAGGAGAGAAGCCUUAUAGCUGUGAUCAGUGUGGAAAAAGCUUCAAUCAAUCAGGGAGCCUGAAUUCACACCAGCUAACACACACUGGAGAGAAACGUUUUAGCUGUGAUCAGUGUGGGAAGAGCUUUGCUCGGUCAGUAACUCUGACUAGACACAAGCGCAUACACAAUGGAGAGAAGCCUUAUAGCUGUGGUCAGUGUGGGAAGAGCUUCAGUCAAUCAGGAAACCUGAAUUCACACCAGCAAACACACACAGGAGAGAAGCCUUAUAGCUAUGAUCAGUGUGAGAAGAGCUUUGCUCGGUCAGGGAACCUGAAUACACACCAGCGAACACACACUGGAGAGAAACCCUAUGUCUGUCUAUGUGGAAAGGGCUUUGCUCAUUUAGGUCCAAUGAAAAAACACUAGAAAGCAAAAAUGUGUGAUGAAUAGAAAACAUCUAGUGAACAGUCAUAUCUAUCUCCCUUUCUUAAACAGUUUUCUUAUUCUGAUCACCAUGGUAACAUCUCUGGAUCAUAAUAUGCAGCUCUGAUCUAGGA